GCCUUUCUGUUUCUUCUUCUUCUUCAUUCUCCACUCUGUCGUACUUGAAGGAAGAUAGAGAGAGGGGAAGGGAUCAUAAAAAGGCAAGCAUGGGAGAUGUGAAAGAAGACGACGAUGCGAUUCUCAAAACUUUCCUCGCCGAGGUCGGUGAAGUGGAAAGGGACAAUGAAGUCGUCAGGAUUCUCUCAUGCUUCAAGCUGAACCCAUUUGAGCAUCUUAACCUAUCUUUUGAUUCUUCCACGGAUGACGUUAAAAGGCAGUACAGAAAGAUAUCUUUGAUGGUUCACCCUGACAAAUGCAAGCAUCCACAAGCACAGGAGGCUUUUGGAGCAUUGGCAAAAGCGCAACAACUGCUGCUGAACGACCAAGAAAGAGAUUAUAUACUCACCCAAGUCCAUGCUGCGAAAGAAGAGCUUAGGAUGAAGAGAAAGAAACAGUUGAAGAAAGAUACCGCCUCUAAAAUAAAGUCCUUGGUUGAUGAGGGAAAGCAUGAACAUAUAUAUGAGCAAUCUGAAGAGUUUCAGAAAGAGCUUAAGUUAAAGGUCCGGGAGAUAUUAACAGACCAAGAGUGGCGUAGGAGAAAAAUGGCAAUGAGGAUAUCAGAAGAAGAGGGAAGACUGAAGAAGGAUGAAGAAGAACAAAAGGAGAUAAGGAAGAAGAAGCGUGAGCAUGAAGAACAGUGGGAAGGGACGAGAGAGAAAAGGGUAUCAAGCUGGAGAGACUUCAUGAAAGCAGGAAAGAAGGCCAAAAAGGGAGAGACACGUCCUCCAAAACUGAAAACAGAGGAUCCAAAUAAAUCAUACGUCCAAAGGCCGGUCAAGAAAGGCUGAUCUCCGGCCCUUUUUUGCUGUCGUUACCAACUUACUAUUGAUAGAUUGGUUUUCUCAAAUAUUAGCUCUGACUCUUUCUGCUUGUGUCUGUGUUUCUCUUUGUACAUCACAAACUCUAUUUGUUUUUUCAAAUACAUCAGAAACCUGGAAGAGAUAUAUUUCUCACUACACGCUUAUGACCAACUUUGUACUGCGUCUCUGAUCAAAUUAUGUCUUAUUUAGACUUAA
Messenger RNA from Eutrema salsugineum, 1058 nucleotides. RefSeq names its product J domain-containing protein spf31. The transcript is spliced from 9 exons. The record is from RefSeq and is a predicted model, not a curated record. Lineage: Eukaryota; Viridiplantae; Streptophyta; Magnoliopsida; Brassicales; Brassicaceae. The coding region runs from base 90 to 830 and encodes 246 amino acids.